Molecule: messenger RNA, 645 nt
Organism: Canariomyces notabilis
Lineage: Eukaryota; Fungi; Ascomycota; Sordariomycetes; Sordariales; Chaetomiaceae
Product: ras-domain-containing protein
Exons: 4
Coding region: 1-645 (214 amino acids)
Biological process (GO): Ras protein signal transduction
Cellular component (GO): plasma membrane
Molecular function (GO): GTP binding; GDP binding; GTPase activity
Source: RefSeq, a predicted model, not a curated record
AUGGCAUCCAAGUUUACGAGAGAAUACAAGCUGGUGGUGGUCGGAGGCGGUGGUGUCGGCAAGUCGUGCCUCACGAUCCAGCUCAUCCAAUCGCACUUCGUGGAUGAAUAUGAUCCAACUAUUGAGGACUCGUACCGCAAGCAGUGCAUCGUCGACGACGAGGUGGCGCUACUCGAUGUUCUAGAUACCGCUGGCCAAGAAGAAUACUCGGCCAUGCGCGAGCAGUACAUGCGCACGGGCGAGGGCUUCCUUCUCGUUUAUUCCAUCACGUCGCGCGAGAGCUUCGAGGAGAUCAGGACCUUCCAGCAGCAGAUUCUCAGAGUCAAGGACAAGGACGUGUUCCCCAUGGUUGUCGUCGGGAACAAGCUUGACUUGAAAGAUGAGCGCAAGGUCUCGACCGAAGAGGGCAAGAUGCUUGCAGACGAGUUCAAGUGCAAAUUCCUCGAGACGUCGGCCAAGACAAACACAAACGUCGAGAACGCCUUCUUCGAGGUCGUCCGGGCUAUCAGGAGGUACAAUCGCGAGAUGCAGGGGAAUCCGUCCCCUGGAAGCGGCUUCUCACACGCCAGCGCAGGCAUGAACAAGAUGGACAUGGCCGAAGAAGACACACAGGCCGGUUGCUGCUCCAAGUGCGUGCUGAUGUGA